AAUCCCUUGCGCAUUGCCAUCAUUGGCCAAAGUAAUUUUGCUGCCGAUGUUUUGGAACUUCUCCUUGAGAAAAACUACAACAUCGUUGGUGUUUUUACAAUCCCAAACAAAGGCUCGCGUGAAGAUAUUUUAGCAACCACUGCCAGUCGUCACAAUAUUCCCGUUUUUAAAUUCGCAUCAUGGCGUCGCAAAGGUGUUGCCAUACCCGAAGUACUCGAGCAAUAUAAAUCGGUACAGGCCACCUUAAAUGUCCUACCCUAUUGUUCACAAUUUAUACCAAUGGAAGUGAUCGAAGGCGCUGAAUUAGGUAGUAUUUGUUAUCAUCCAUCGAUAUUGCCAAGACAUCGUGGUGCCAGUGCUAUAUCAUGGACAUUGAUCGAAGGUGAUGAUGUGGCAGGAUUUUCUAUCUUUUGGGCUGAUGAUGGUUUAGAUACAGGACCAAUUUUGUUGCAAAAACAGGUGCAGGUUGAACCCAGUGAUACUUUGGAUACGCUGUAUAAACGAUUUUUAUAUCCUGAGGGUGUGAAGUCAAUGGCAGAGGCAGUGGAUAUGGUAGCUGCGGGUAAGGCACCUAAAAUUACCCAGACCGAAGUGGGUGCCACAUAUGAUCCGGCCAUGUUUAAGGAGGAUAAUCAAUAUUUGAAUUUGAAUCAAUCGGCAGAGGGUAUAUGGAAUUUUAUAAGAGGUCUUGACUCGGUGCCGGGAGCUUUGGUGACGGUCGUUGAUAAGGAUCAGGGUGUGGAGGAAAAUAUACGUUUAUAUGGUGCUCAUUUGUAUCAGGAUAAAGCAAUUGGCCAGUCAAGGGAGCUAUAUUUGAAAGGUCUCAAGUAUCCGGCCUUUGUCCAUGACAAGGGAUUACUUAUCCAGGGUUUGGAUGGCCGAUAUGUCAAUGUUCGUCGCUUGAAGCGGGGCUCGAAAAUGAUUAAUGCAUGUGAUUGGUUUAAUGUGUCCCAAGGGAUGCAAGUUACCAAUUUCUCAGAAGAUGAACUGAACAAAAAAGAAGUUUUAAAUAAAAUUUGGUUUUCGAUUUUAAAAUGCCCCAUUGAGGGCGACACUGACUUCUUUGCUGCCGGUGCAGGUUCCAUGGAUGUGGUUCGGCUGGUUGAGGAAUGUAAGGAGGCCUUUGAUGUACCGCUGGAAAAUGAAAAUGUGUUCAUGGCUCCCGUUUUCGAUGAAUUUUUUGGAGAAAUUGUGAAAUGUUUGAGAGAUGGUUCUUCGUCCGGCGGUGCCAAGGUCCACUUCGAUGGCUUUGUAAUGAAAGCCAAUAAAAAAGAGAUUUCCAUACCCACUCAAUUGUUCAUUAAUGGAGAAUUUGUGGACGCCGAACAGAGACGUACCUUGGAUAUUAUAAAUCCCACAAAUGAGGAGCUUUUGUGUCGGGUGGCCUGUGCAUCCCGCAAUGAUGUAGAUAAGGCUGCCACCGCUGCCCACAAAGCCUUCUAUGGGGCGUGGCGUCAAAUUUCGGCAAGGCAAAGAGGACAACUUAUGUUGAAAUUAGCGGAUCUAAUGGAGCAACAUAAAGAAGAAUUGGCUACCAUUGAGUCGGUGGACUCGGGCGCCGUAUAUACCCUGGCCCUUAAGACCCAUAUUGGUAUGUCCAUUGAUGCUUGGCGUUAUUUUGCCGGUUGGUGUGAUAAAAUACAAGGCAAUACCAUACCUGUGAAUCCUGCCCGGCCCAAUAAUGUUUUGACUUUUACCAAAAAGGAACCAUUAGGUGUUGUGGGCCUCAUCACACCCUGGAAUUAUCCUCUCAUGAUGUUGUCCUGGAAAAUGGCAGCCUGUAUUGCCGCCGGUAACACCUGUCUUAUAAAACCUGCCCAAACUUGUCCACUGACGGCAUUGAAAUUUGCCGAACUUACCGUCAAGGCUGGAUUUCCUCCUGGAGUAAUUAAUGUGGUCACCGGCAAGGGUUCGGAAGCGGGUCAGGCCAUUUUGGAUCAUCCUCUAAUUAGGAAAUUAGGCUUCACUGGUUCCACGGAAAUUGGUAAAACCGUGAUGCAAGCCUGUGCCAAGUCCAACCUCAAGAAAUGUUCCCUGGAACUGGGUGGUAAAUCGCCAUUGGUUAUAUUUGCGGACUGUGAUUUCGAAAAGGCCGUGAAAUAUGGCAUGUCCUCGGUGUUCUUUAACAAGGGUGAAAAUUGCAUAGCUGCCGGACGCCUCUUCGUUGAGGAUCGCAUACACGACGAAUUUGUCCGCCGCGUGGUAAAAGAUCUUCGUUCCAUGGUCAUUGGCGAUCCUUUGAAUCGUUCCACAGCCCAUGGACCACAAAAUCAUCGGGCCCAUUUUGAAAAACUUAUUGAGUUUUGUGAACGUGGUGUUCAGGAAGGUGCCACCUUGGUAUACGGUGGCAAACCGGUACCCAAUACGAAAGGAUACUUUUUCCAACCCACCGUCUUCACCGAUGUUGAGGAUCACAUGUUCAUUGCCCAAGAGGAAUCGUUUGGUCCCAUAAUGAUCAUAUCGAAAUUCCAUGGCAGUGAUAUUGAAACGGUUAUGCGUCGUGCAAAUCGUUCGGAAUACGGUUUGGCCAGUGGGGUAUUUACCAAGGAUAUUGGCAAGGCUCUGGCCUUCGCCGAUAACAUUGAAGCCGGUACAGUGUUCGUAAAUGUUUACAAUAAGACUGAUGUAGCAGCACCAUUUGGUGGUUUUAAACAGAGCGGUUUUGGCAAGGAUCUUGGCCAAGAAGCUUUAAAUGAAUAUCUGAAGACUAAAUGUGUUACUAUUGAAUAUUAGCUUAAGAUCGAA
Molecule: messenger RNA, 2745 nt
Organism: Musca vetustissima
Lineage: Eukaryota; Metazoa; Arthropoda; Insecta; Diptera; Muscidae
Product: cytosolic 10-formyltetrahydrofolate dehydrogenase-like
Exons: 3
Biological process (GO): biosynthetic process; 10-formyltetrahydrofolate catabolic process; one-carbon metabolic process
Cellular component (GO): cytoplasm
Molecular function (GO): aldehyde dehydrogenase (NAD+) activity; formyltetrahydrofolate dehydrogenase activity
Source: RefSeq, a predicted model, not a curated record